ACAUAUACUUAUAUGUACCUUAUACUCAAUCUUAACCUAUUAAUCUCGAAUAUAUUGCUCUCAAUAUCAAUAGUAUGUGAAUAACGGGGAUUCUUCGCAGAACUCGUCGAUUUAUAAUAUGUUUAUGUACUACCGUACAUAAAUUCUAUAAUUACCUCUAGCGAAUAUUGUUAUAGGCAACAGAAGCGAAUUAUGAAAGUUACAACAGAAAAUCCGAUUGUCUUUCUUGACGUAGCCAUAGCUGGUGAAAAAAUUGGAAGAAUCGUUAUUGAACUGUACAAAGACAAAGUGCCAAAAACAGUGGAAAAUUUUCGUGCAUUAUGUACUGGGGAGAAGGGAAUAGGUAGAAAUGGCAAGCCUUUGCACUACAAGGGAUCAUAUUUUCACAAAGUUGUACCAUUGUCAAUGAUACAAGGUGGAGAUAUUGUCAAUUUUGAUGGUUCCAGUGGGGAAAGUAUAUAUGGACCAAGGUUUGAAGAUGAAGAUUUAAAAUUACCUCAUAAUGAAGAAGGCCUUCUUAGUAUGGUAAACGAAGGGAAACCCAAUACCAACAGUUCCCAAUUUGUAAUAACUUUGGCCCCUUGUCCUCAAUUAAACAACACAAACGUUGUCUUUGGAAAAGUCAUUAAAGGCAUAGGACUUGUAAAAGAAUUUAAAGAGCUUCCUUUAGAUAAUGAUAAACCUAUAGAAAAAGUCAGCAUAUUUGAUUGCGGAGAACUAACUAAUUGUGAGGAUUGGGGAAUGGAGGAUAAUGAUGGUGAAGAUGUUUACACCCCAUACCCUGAAGAUUGGAAUUACGCUCAGCAUAUAAAAGAACUUACUUAUGAAAAAUUGAUAGAUAUUAUAAAAAAGAUUAAAAAUGUGGGCAAUGCUUGCUUUGCAAAGAAGAGAUAUUCGGCAGCCGAAAAGAAGUAUAAUAAAGCUUUGAGAUAUUACGACUGGAUGAUGAAGAUGGAUGAUAUCAUUAAAAAUGAUGAAGAUAUUGCAGAACUUAAAAAAGUCAUGCUGUUAAACUUAGCAACUACAAAACUUCAUCAAAAUAAUUACAAAAGUUGCAUAAAUUCAUGUGAUCAGGUUUUAGCAGUGGAACCAAAUAAUAGUAAAGCCCUGUUUCGAAGAGGUCAAGCUUAUAUCGGUCUGAAUGAUUACGAAUUAGCACUUACAGAUCUAAAAAGAGCUAAUGAGUGCAGUCCAAGUAAUAAAAAUAUCCUAAAAGAAAUUGAUAAAGUUAAGCAAGUCAUGAAAUCGUAUUUAGCAUUAGAAAGGGAACAAUGCAAACGAAUGUUCAAAUAAUUACAUGAAAUACAACAGUACAUAAAAUUGACAAAAAUCCAUGAUUUUUAUUCGUGGAUUAAUAAAAUCAAAUUUUUAAAUUUAUUUAUAUGAUAUAUGAAGAUGCAGACAAAUUGAAUUUAUGAUAACUUUUGUACAAAACAAAUUUUAUAUUUAAAAUAUUAAAAACAUUAUAUGAUAUAGUACGUUUUUUUUUUUUAUUAAUUAUCCUCACAUUUAAAUAAAAAGAUAUAAAUUAUUUUGACAGAUUUACUUUUUCACUUUUGUGUGAUUAUCAAUGUAUACAUUCAAUAUACGUCAUUCUUUUUUAUUCUUAGAAUACUAAAUUCUUACGAAUUUUAUUCCAUUGAGAUUACAAUAUGAAAUCAUUGAAGGUAUAUAAAUAUAUUGAGUUUUAAAAUUAAAAUAACAUUGGUAACAAUGUCGAUUCUGUUAUACUUUUAUAAAAUGUUUAAAUGUUGGAAGCCCGAUCUUGAGUCAGCUUAUUUCAGAUCGUUCACCGCAGCGCCGCCGCCGCCGCCGCAGUCUUCGGAGUUCGGCCAUUGUGAUUUCUUUCACUUUCGGAGUUCGGUGAGCCCAAAGUACACAAAAAACCGCCAAAAUGGUCGCUCAAAAGAAGCAGAAAAAGGCUAUGGAGAGUAUCAACUCCAGGCUUGCCUUGGUGAUGAAAUCAGGAAAAUUCGUUUUAGGCUACAAGCAGACGUUGAAAUCCCUCCGACAAGGAAAGGCCAAGCUUGUCAUCAUUGCCAACAACACUCCGCCCCUUAGGAAAUCUGAGAUUGAAUACUAUGCUAUGUUGGCCAAGACUGGUGUCCACCACUACACUGGUAACAACAUCGAGCUGGGAACUGCAUGCGGUAAAUACUUCAGAGUGUGCACCUUGUCUAUCACAGACCCGGGCAACUCCGAUAUCAUCAAGUCUAUGCCUACUGGUGAUCAGGCAUAAAUUAAGUUAUAAAUUAUUUUUUAUAAUUAAAGUAUAAAUAAACAAAACUGAAACUAUGACUUGUUAAA
Messenger RNA from Nasonia vitripennis (jewel wasp), 2307 nucleotides. RefSeq names its product 60S ribosomal protein L30 (gene RpL30). The record is from RefSeq and is a predicted model, not a curated record. Gene Ontology annotation, cellular component: cytosolic large ribosomal subunit. NCBI's taxonomy places the organism in Eukaryota, Metazoa, Arthropoda, Insecta, Hymenoptera, Pteromalidae. Gene Ontology annotation, molecular function: structural constituent of ribosome; RNA binding. The transcript is spliced from 4 exons. The coding region runs from base 1895 to 2239 and encodes 114 amino acids.